Molecule: messenger RNA, 2001 nt
Organism: Diabrotica balteata
Lineage: Eukaryota; Metazoa; Arthropoda; Insecta; Coleoptera; Chrysomelidae
Source: the annotation of a GenBank genome assembly
AUGAAUAUUAACCGUAAUUUAAUUUCCCUCAAAUGUAUACUAUUCCUAGUUUUUGGGGCUAUAGGAAGCCUCUUCCCUUUUCUACCUCUCCAUAUGAACUCCCUCGGACUUUCAAAGGACGAAUCGAUAGUAGUUUCGAUAGUAGCACCGAUAAUAGCUUUAAUAGGACCGUUAGUGGCAGCUCCGUUGGCAGAUAGAUUAGCAGGUACUUCAAGUAAUACCUCCAAAGGCAGAAAUGGAGCAUAUCUUAGGGUUAUGAUUGCAGUAUCAUUGGCGUUUGCGACGAUACUUUACUGGUUGCUACUAGUCAUCCCACCUAUCAAAAAGAACGCGAAUGUUACCUUUAUAUGUAACGAGGAAGGAGGCUAUGUUUUACAGGAUCGAUGUGGAACGAAUUGUUAUGAUUGGAACACUGAUAAAGGAUCAUUAUUAGUAAAAAACUGUAUAUACACAUGCAAUGAGACUUCAGCUUACCAAGUGCAUGAAUCAACGCUUCCUCCAUUUGAAAAAGAAAGCCACGAAGCUUCCGGAAGUGAUAGCGAUAGUUAUUACGAUGGGGAAACUGUGCCAGAUGUACCCGAAUUAGAAGUUGAAGUGACCACUACCCCUGCUCCCGUCGUCGAUACUGCCACCGGUAUAUACUUCGAGCCUCAUCCCCAUAUGUGCUACCGAAAUGAUUCCGGCUACGAUCUUUGCGAAGUAUACACCGACUACUCCAAGCCGAUUAACUUUCACAUCGGAUUAAAACCGUCAGUACCGUUUUCCAGCCCGGACAACCGGACCUGCAAGUUUCCGACAUUUGAAUCCUUCCAGUGUAGAAUUCGUCCAGAUGUCCAAAAAAACUUAACUUACCAUGUAAAAGACUGCAAACCAAUUGUUAUUUGCGAAAUUCACAACCCCUACAACAACGAGGACAGUUUAUUAGAAAGAUCUCAAUGUGGUAACAGCAGCUUUUGGUUGUACAUCUUCGUCAGAUCCAUCGCUGAUUUAUUCCUAGCAGCGACUGUAGUUUUGAUUACCACUGCAGUUGUAAUUGCUACAAGGGAGACAUCUACAGGUAGAGGAGAUAUUGGAAAGCAAUUCGCAGCCGGAGCCUUGGGAUUUGCUAUUUUUGCUCCCAUUAUAGGCGGAUGUGCAAAUGGUGGCUAUUUGGAAUCCAUCAUUUGCUUUACCGUUUUAGCUGCACUUGCUGUUCUACUGCUUCUAGCUGAUAAUUCCAUUCCACUGAGUCCUCCAGAAUGGUGGUGGCACACAAGAUGCGGCCUAUUAGCGCUUCCAAUGUCUUCUGUAAGAAAAUAUGGUUGGGAAGUUGCUUCACUUGGUCUGGUGUUAUUCCUUCUGGGUGUAUUUUGGAGUGCUAUCGAUUCGUUUUUGCCCUGGCACAUAGUCAAUGAAGAGAAUGGGGAACCGUUGGUUAUAGGAAUGACGGUCACUGUGGGAGCUAUUCCAGCUGUGAUAUUCUUGAUAUUCGCUGAAAUAGUUGUAGAUUAUUGUGGCCAUAAUAACAUUCUUAUCUUCUGUUUUGUUAACUAUAUCUGCCAUCAUCUAGGUCUCAUGUUCUUCGAUAACGCCUGGUAUAUCCUCAUUUGCGAAUGGUUGGAAGUGUUCACAUUACAUAUUAUGUAUAUAACUGCCGUACUCUACUUAAGACAUUUGGUUCCAAGGAAAUUCACCGCUUGCGGACAAGCACUGCCAAUCAUUGCUCACUUUUGUUUAGGUCGUUGUUUUGGAGUUUUAUUGGGAGGACUUGCAUUUUCUGACUUCAACUCAGAAUAUGUGUUCCAGAACGUUCACAAAUACUUCUGCGUUGCCGCUGUAGUGGUAGCGAUAAUUUAUUUCUGCUUGUACCAUUUCUACCUGAAAGCAUACUGCAUUCCCCCCGUACAUUUGCCUCCUGCCCCUGCUCCAGCUCUUAUACAAAGUAUGAAUGGCAACGGAGCUUACACACCCCUCAGAGUUUACCACAACAGCAAAUCAAAGAAAGGUCACUUUAGAUAUUAA